Messenger RNA from Tinamus guttatus (white-throated tinamou), 943 nucleotides. Lineage: Eukaryota; Metazoa; Chordata; Aves; Tinamiformes; Tinamidae. The record is from RefSeq and is a predicted model, not a curated record.
CCCGCAGCUGCAGCGGAUCCUGGAGCGCGUGCGGAGCGGUGCCGACUUCAUGCCUGGCUGGCAGGCGAGCCGGGUGCUCUCGGAGGAGCUGGGAAGCAGCUGGCGGGACAAGGUGGCCGCCUUUGAGGAAACUCGUCUCUUUGCCGACAAUGCUUUGCGCGUCCUGCGGAAGGAGCUGGAAUGGGAAUGCGACUAUCGCCGCGAAGCCGGAUGCGCCCGGACAUUCUGGCGGCUGCUCCGGGAAGAGCCGUUCUUCGUGGUGCCGCGCGUCAUCGAGGAGCUGAGCACCGCGCGCGUGCUCAGUAUGGAGCUGGGAAGCGGUGUCCCACUGGAUCAGUGCCGGGAGCUACGCCAGGAGCUGCGGGACGAGAUCGGCUCCCAGCUCCUGCGCCUCUGCCUGCGGGAGCUCUUCGAGUUCCGCUUCAUGCAGACGGAUCCCAACUGGGCCAACUUCAUUUACGAUGCCGGGAAGCACCAGGUGACCCUGGUGGACUUUGGAGCCAGCCGCUCCUUCCCGAAGGAAUUCACAGAUCACUACAUCGAGGUGGUGAGAGCCGCGGCUGACGGCGACCGGGACAAGGUGCUGCGGAAAUCCAGGGAUCUCAAGUUCCUGACGGGAUUCGAGACCAAGGCGUUCGAGGCGGCGCAUGUGGAUGCUGUGAUGAUCCUGGGCGAAGCCUUCGCGUCUCCGGAGCCCUUCGACUUCGGAGCGCAGAGCACGGCGCGCCGCAUCCGGGCGCUGGUGCCGGCCAUGCCCCGGGAGCGCCUGGUGCCGCCGCCGGAGCCCAGCUAUUCCCUGCACCGGAAAAUGGCCGGAUCCUUCCUGGCAUGCGCCCAGCUCCAGGCCCGCGUGCGCUGCCAGAGCCUCUUUGAUGACGUCUACAGCCGGUAUUGGGAACACCGGGAGCAGCCGGGAUCUCCCGGAGCCCCGGCCCAAACCUAG